AUGUGGAAAGCGGAUUAUUUUGAUUGACUGUUGCGUAAGAAAGGUCAUUUUUCACCUAUAAUUACUAAUGAAAAAGGAGCAAGGGGAAGUUUGAUGCAACAUGGCAGCGGAUAUUUUUCAGUGCAAAAACAUAAACAUCAUAGUUUAUGUUCUAGUAGCCCUGUUUGGUAUUGGAUCCUGGGUAGAUAUAAAUGGAUUAUGGGUAGAACUUCCUGUGAUGGUGCCACACCUCCCAGAGGGAUGGAAAUUACCAUCCUAUUUGUCUGUCAUUAUACAAAUGGCUAACAUUGGACCACUCUUGGUAACUGCAAUGUAUGUGUUUUGUAAAAGUUACAUGAAAGAACGAGUUGCAGUUUAUGCUGUCUUAGGCAUCGGAGCAACCUCAUGUUUACUGUUAUCGUUUUUCUGGCAGGAAACAACAUACAUCGCUGGAGGUUUUCACAGCACAGCUUUAUUAGUUCUCCAGUUUUUCCUAGCACUAACAGACUGUACGACAUCUGUUCUAUUUUUACCUUUCAUGGCCACAUUUAAAGCAGAAUAUAUGACCGGUUAUUUUAUUGGUGAAGGACUGAGUGGACUUGUACCAAGUAUUGUAGCUCUUACUCAAGGAGUUGGUCAACUUACGUGUAAAAAUAUAUCUAGCUUGAAUUCCACAACAAAUGUGACGAGUUAUAGCAUACAACCUAUUUAUCAUAGCAUUCGUUUUAGUGUAGAAGAAUUCUUUUAUUUUCUGUGUGCAAUGUUAGUCAUUUCCAUCGUGUCAUUCACUAUUUUGAAUUACACAUCAUACUGUAAGAAGGAGAAAGUCAAACAUCAAGAUGACUAUGAAGAAGUUGAGUCGAGCACUGAUAAUCAAAUGAUGAGUAGUUACGAACUGAACCCAGAUCAAGCUUUUAGUAUAUCAGCACAAAAUUUUGAAAAUAAUUCAAAUGAAUUUAUAAAUCCUUCUGCAUUAAGUUCAAGAAAUCAGCUCAUGAAGAAGAACAAACAACUUGAUAUUGAUUCAAAAUCAGUAGAUAUAAUUCAAUUCCGUGAAAUAUUGUCAACAAAGCUCUUUAUAUAUUAUCUAGUCUUAACUGCAUGGGUAAACUGUCUUUCAAAUGGAGCACUGCCGUCCCUACAGACUUACUCAACCUUGCCUUUUGGGAAUGAUGCUUAUCAUUUGUCUGCCACUUUGGCAAAUAUAGCCAAUCCUCUUGCCUGUAUGGUGGCAUUUUUCAUUACAGUAAAAUCAAGCAUUGUGAUCUCAGUUUUAACAUUCCUAGGAACUGCCAUAGCUGGUUACAUUAUAUCUUUAGCUGUAGAGAGUCCUAAUCCAGUCCUGUAUAAUACUACAGCAGGCUCUGUGAUAGUGAUUGCUGCCUGGAUAUUGGUUGUGUUCAUAUUAACCUUUAUCAAAGUUUCCAUUGCUGGAAUCUUCAGAGAAGAAGGUAAAAAAGCUCUAUUAUGGAUUGGUGGCAUAUCUCAAGUUGGUUCAGCUAUAGGAGCAAUAGUAACAUUUGUAUUGGUUAAUGUGUAUGAGAUGUUUGAAAGUGCUCCUACAUGUCCAUCAUAAUUAUACAUCAUGUACAUGUUGUAUUUUUCAUUGUGUAAAUAAAUAUCUGUUUUGUUUAAACAAUGCUAAAAGGUGUAUGUUUUUUUUUUACAAUGAAAAUUAAUUUACUAGUCUAACAUGUCUAAGGUGUAUGGGUUAUCUAUUUUUCAAUGAUCUCAUCUUUUUAAAAAUAAGAAAAAAUGCUAUGAAUAUGGGAUUGUUCUUUUUAUAAAUUCUCUAAUAUCAUCAAUGUCUAGGUAGUUCUUUUUCUAUGUAUCAAAAUCAUUCAUAUAAUAUUUUCUUUGCUUAAAGAGCUUUAGGUUGCACUUCUGUAAAUAUAGACAAUGCAAUUUCCCAUAGGAACUCCUUUUACUGUAGCACUUUUACUAUGAAGUUUCUUAAAAAUUUAUAUCCUAGAAUGGAAAGCUCAUAUGCACUGCUAUUUUUUUCAAAGUCCAAAAUAUAGGGCUGUGCAGCAUAUUUUCAACAUUUAUAUUAUAGUAGGUAAACAAAACAAAAUAUCUAUGAAUAUUAUAUAUCUCCCCAAAAGAGGUGUGGUUUGUGAAACAGCUGUAAUUACAAAGUGCAACCUAUAAACAGAAAUCAUGAGAAUCAAAAAGUAACAAAUGUAGUACAUGUCUAAUGGUGUCUGUAGUUAGCUUUUAUUACAAUCAUAAAGUCAUUUGCUGUGACUUUAUCUAUAGAUAUGUAAAAAUCAUGAUAAUAGGACCAAACAUCUAAUGACAGGUUUAUACCCACCAUAUUGUACAGCUAUCUGGCUUUUCAGGGAAUAAGAUGAGUGUGAAAAGAAUUUGGUUGCUGAGAUCCGCAUGGAAUCUGAUAUGUCUUUGAAAUUUGUUACUACUGACAUCUAGUCUAAUCAUAUUGAUAUUAGUAAUGUUUUUUUUCUUCAAAUUUUUAGAAGGGUUAGAAUAAGAUGUCAACCCAUUUUGGAUUAGAAUUUGUAAAGAAAAGUUAAAUUUCUUUAAAAUUCAGUAAAUUGGAUUGGUAUUUUUGAAAAAUGACCAGGACAAGUACAUGCAAAAUAAAUCUUCUUGAGGUUCAAAAUCCAUAGUUUCCAAAGUUGCUACUUAUGUUAACGUAAACAACAUACUUGUCAACCUAAACUAUCGUCUUUCAAAAUCUGAAAAAGAAUGGGGUCACUCUAUCCCUAUUUAAUUUUAUAUUAUAGUAAAAGUGCUAACUUGCUGGGUAAACUCGUGCUAUUUUGUAUGAUGCAGAGGUGGGUUUAGAGGGUUUUUCAGGGGGCGCGGGUCCACCUUUUGUGGGAAAAGUUUGGUUGAUUAUAUAGGGAAUCACUGAAGCAUGACUGCAGCGGGCCUCCUCUUAGGCAGUCAGUGGGCCCCCCUUAAUGAAAAUUUCUGGAUCCGCCACUGUGAUGCAUGCUAAAUUAUAGUUCACUCUAUACCAUGUAAGACUU
Mytilus californianus (California mussel) is the source of this 2975-nucleotide messenger RNA. Its product is annotated as solute carrier family 52, riboflavin transporter, member 3-B-like. NCBI's taxonomy places the organism in Eukaryota, Metazoa, Mollusca, Bivalvia, Mytilida, Mytilidae. The transcript is spliced from 3 exons. Gene Ontology annotation, cellular component: plasma membrane. The record is from RefSeq and is a predicted model, not a curated record. Bases 101 to 1555 code for a protein of 484 amino acids. Gene Ontology annotation, molecular function: riboflavin transmembrane transporter activity. Gene Ontology annotation, biological process: riboflavin transport.